AUGUCUCUCGACCCAGAGAAACCCAAAAAGGCACCCCGCAAACAUGUCACCACCGCCUGUGUUCCAUGUCGGGAGAGCAAAAUCAGGUGUGAUGGGGCCACUCCGCACUGCCAGAAUUGUCAGCGCAAGGGGAAAGAAUGCAAAUACCAACUUGGAGACGACAAGCGCAAAGUGUCUCUUCGUGCAUCGACCGAGUUGUUCUCGGCCCGAAUUGACCAACUUUGCUAUUUCAUCAAGGCGCAGGGGCUAGAGCCACCGAUGAUGAACCCAGAGGAUGAGGCUGGCAUGAACAGGGUUUUGGAUACCCUCAAGAUCCCACGCGGAUUCCCUCGAGUCUCGGCAGUGACCGACGAAAAGAGACCACCGAGUGAGCUAGCGGCUUCCAGGAUCUCAAGCAAAUCCCCGUCCCAAGAUCCGCCUGCUGUGAAUCCCAAGGGACAAAUACCGAUCACCAAUUUGGAUACUUCCGGUGCAUCUCCAGCGCAUGAAACUGCCUGUAGUGGAAAGGCCCCGUCGCCUGAAGGUUGGAAUCCUUUCGGGGCAGUAUCAGGUACUUCAGACAAUCAAAGCUUCGUCCAUUGGGGCUUCACUUUGCCAACAGCCGAAAGUCUGGACACGAUUUACGCCAAUCUCAACGGAGCGCCAAGAGCCCCUGUAACGCCUAAAAUGGUCGUCAAUGCAGAUUUGAGUCCAGAUAGCUACCAUCUUGGCCCGGACAUGGUCCAACAGCCGGGGGCUUUGCUAGGUCAGCUACCCCAUGACGGAGAGAACGAUUCGGACAGCGGCGAAGAAGACGAGGCUGAAAAUGAUGUGAUUGAGCAAUUAUCGAACAGAAUUGGUACUUUGAAAAUUGCGGGCGAUGGCCAUCUGCGAUUCUUCGGUGCCACGUCCAACCUCAAUCUGGUGGACGUGUCUGCCACACAGCAGCGGCAGCGACCAGACGCGCGGACUGUGCGCCACGACGGUCAGGACAUUCUGAACCACCUCCGGGUUGGUCAACCUGUUGAUCAAGUCCUGGAAGAUCAUCUUGUAGAGCUAUUUUUCACCUGGCAAAACCCCAGUACAUACAUUGUCGACAAAGGGAUGUUCAUAUCGGCACGAGAUAAAUGGCGCAACGAAUUGGACGAUACUCCGUUCUACUCCGAGGUUUUAACGAAUGCAAUGUGUGCGAUCGGAAGUGCCUUUGAGGCACGCUAUCACCCCACAUUCAUCACUUUUCCCAAGUCUCUCUCCGAAUUCUUCGCAGAUCGUGCUAAAGCCCUUCUGGAAAUUGAACUGGAUUCUCCUUGUGUUGCUACUGUCCAGGCCCUUGUCAUUUUGAGCAGCCAUGAAGGCGCAUCAAAUCGGGAUGCUCGAGGUUGGCUGUAUAGCGGAAUGUCUAUGCGGCUCGCUUUCGAUCUUGGUUUACACCUAGACAUGACGACAUACAUCAAGAAGGGCGAAAUCACCCAGCUUGAGGCUGAUGUACGCCGUGCAACCUUUUGGGGAAGCUAUGUCGCAGACCAUUUCUGGGGCUUCUACUUGGGCCGCCCCUUUCGCAUGAACGCUGGAGACAUAGGUGUUUCAAAGCCUGGCUCAGCUCUUUGUCCCGAAACGGAAGAAAACUGGCAUCCAUACGGCCAUCCAGCUGCUCAUGUGCGAUAUCAAAACGGUUUGCGGAAUCCCAUGGAGCUUAUAUGCAGGCAAUUCGUCGUUCUCUGGGAGAUGAUCUCCCCAGUUGGUCAUAUUCUGUAUGGAUGUUCCGACAUCUCUCGACACGACUUGCAAAGGAUCACUUAUCAAGUGACGGAAGACUUGUUCGCCUGGAAGGCAAAUCUUCCUUCCAGCCUUCAAAUUGAUUUGGACGACGAUACAUCACCCAUAUUGCCUCAUUUGAUGAUGCUCCACAUGCAAUACCAUCAAAUCAUCAUAUUCUUCCACCGUCCAUGGCUCUCCAAGAGCUAUAUCCAGCCCCGCAGCCCUCGUCAAGGUCCCGGGUAUCACCAUGCGCGCCGAAUGUGCGUGGAGUCAGCCACCGCCGUCGCACGGCUACUCCAACUCUUCGAGAAACACUAUACCUUCCGCCGGAUGAACAACCAAGUGGUAGCGAUCAUUUUCAGCGCAGCUCUCAUGCUUCUUUUCGUGACAGUAUCCAGCUCUCCAAUGAGUCCAGGCAAGCAGGAUGGCAGCCCCACACACCCUCGCAGCACGGAAAUGGUUGCAUACCUCAAUCUGUGCUUCCGCGCUCUCGAUGAACUGGGCCAAUCAUUUGACAAUGCAAAGCGCACCAGAGACUACCUUGUCACCCUCCAGCGACGUUGGCAGGCAAAUAUGCGCCGAUCAGGCUCCGCAACGAAACGCCAGAACAGCAGUGUUAACUUAGCGUCACUGGGCUCGCAGAAGCCAUUCAUACAGCAUCCCCGGGCUAACAAUGCUCACGGUGUAGAUGGCUCGCGAAAAAAAUCCCGCUUGUCUGCUUCUGGGAUCCCUCUCAAUAUGCAAUCGGCACCUGUGACGACGAACCAAUAUUCCCACCUCUCUUACAACACCCUACCUCCUCAUCAUCAAUAUCACCAGCAAAGCUCUUAUCAACAACAAGCCUCCAUUUCAGUCCCAGCUCCUGAUUUGCAGCUAAAUGAUCUAGACUGGAUGCCCAACUCAGACAUGCCUCUUUUGUCUGAGACUCAAAAUGGCAACGCACUGAAUGGCAUAGGCCAGAUUCCUUCUCCUCCCUUUCCCGAGGACCCCAGCAUGCUUUCAGAUCUUACGGACAUUGAUGGAUGGUGGGCAUCGGGAAAUUACACUAGGACCUCACUAUCAGGUGCCUAG
Molecule: messenger RNA, 2808 nt
Organism: Penicillium digitatum Pd1
Lineage: Eukaryota; Fungi; Ascomycota; Eurotiomycetes; Eurotiales; Aspergillaceae
Product: transcription factor domain-containing protein
Biological process (GO): regulation of DNA-templated transcription; DNA-templated transcription
Molecular function (GO): DNA binding; zinc ion binding; DNA-binding transcription factor activity, RNA polymerase II-specific
Source: RefSeq, a predicted model, not a curated record